AUGGGCGACGAGAACGAGUCGAAGUCGGGAACCAUCUACUCCCGCAACAAGGAAGACACAAUCGAGGCCGAGACGCUUCUCUGGCGUGCCAUGUGCGACAACAAGCCCAAGGCCCUCCGCAAGUACCUCGACAAGGACGCCGUCCUCUCCCACCCGGGCGACAAGGUCUACUCACCGAAAUCGAAGCCCACCCUGCAAGAACACCUUGACGACUGGGAGCCAUGGACGGCGUACCGCAUCCAAGACGACCCUGAGUUCGUCGAGAUCGACCUGAUGAGCUCGAGUCUGGUUUACAAAGUUACCGCAUGGCGCCAGAAGGGCAAGAAGCUGGUAGCGACCGAGGGCAUCUGCAACAGUGUGUGGAAGCAGGAGCCUGGCGGCGAGUGGACAUGCUGCUGCCACCAUAUGAGUCUGAUUUGA
This is a messenger RNA of Colletotrichum siamense, 420 nucleotides long. RefSeq lists its product as uncharacterized. Bases 1 to 420 code for a protein of 139 amino acids. Lineage: Eukaryota; Fungi; Ascomycota; Sordariomycetes; Glomerellales; Glomerellaceae. The transcript has a single exon. The record is from RefSeq and is a predicted model, not a curated record.